Colletotrichum higginsianum IMI 349063 is the source of this 1713-nucleotide messenger RNA. Its product is annotated as Transmembrane amino acid transporter. NCBI's taxonomy places the organism in Eukaryota, Fungi, Ascomycota, Sordariomycetes, Glomerellales, Glomerellaceae. Gene Ontology annotation, cellular component: endoplasmic reticulum. Gene Ontology annotation, molecular function: amino acid transmembrane transporter activity. Gene Ontology annotation, biological process: amino acid transmembrane transport. The coding region runs from base 1 to 1713 and encodes 570 amino acids. The transcript has 4 exons. The record is from RefSeq and is a predicted model, not a curated record.
AUGGCCAAGGCCCCAAAUCAUGGAGCCCUCCGAGACGACUCCCACCACCCGGACGCUUCUCCCGGUCCAAGCGAAGAGGACAGAAGUCUCCUUGCCGAUGAUCCCCUCACCAACGAUGGGCCGCACAGCGGCAAUGUUGUCCCCGGUGGCGACGGCGGCGAGUACUUCGUGACGAAGCAUGCGACAUCCCUCCGCUCGCCAGGAACGCCGCGGACCCCGAACCGCGUCCGCUUCAACCCCAUCCCCUCCAUCGUCGAACCGCCGCCGCCGCGCCCCUCCAUGACUGCGAGAAACGGCUCCGCCCGCCAGAGCCGCGACAGCUUCGACAUCGACGACGAGCUCUUCCAGCACGCCCCCGGCCCCGAUGAUCACGACGACCACCACCGCCUGCCCCUGCUGACCGACAUCGAGGCCCCCUCCAUCGCUCUCGCCAACAGUCCCUGGGGAGCCGACGCCGAGGAUGUACACGAGUGGGCCGAGCAGGAGCGCGCGCGUCCCAAGUCGGGUCUGCGAAUGGCUUUCAUGAAUAUGGCCAACUCUAUCAUUGGUGCCGGCAUCAUCGGCCAGCCAUACGCGUUCAAGCAGGCCGGACUGCUGGCCGGCACCAUCCUGCUCGUUGUCCUCACCGUCGUCGUCGACUGGACCAUUUGUCUCAUCGUCAUCAACAGCAAGCUGUCCGGGAGCAACAGCUUCCAGGGCACUGUUGAGCACUGCUUUGGCAGGACGGGACUCAUCGCCAUCUCGGUCGCGCAAUGGGCGUUUGCCUUUGGCGGCAUGGUCGCAUUCGGUAUCAUCGUUGGCGACUCAAUACCCCACGUCUUUUUGGCCAUUUGGCCCGAUUUGAGGGAGAUGCCAGUAUUUGGCCUCUUGGCGAAUCGCCAGGUCGUCAUUGUCAUUUUUGUCCUGGGCAUCAGUUACCCGCUGACCUUAUACCGGGAUAUUGCAAAGCUAGCGAAAGCAAGCACAUUGGCCCUCAUUAGCAUGGGAGUCAUUGUGACGACGGUCGUGGUUCAGGGAGCCCUGACUCCCAAGUCCGAACGCGGAUCUUUCUCGCCUGCUCUUCUAACUGUGAACACCGGCAUAUUGGAAGCCAUUGGCGUGAUUUCAUUCGCGUUCGUCUGCCAUCACAACUCUCUCCUGAUCUACGGCUCUCUCAGAACGCCCACGAUAGACCGCUUCUCCCGCGUCACGCACUACUCUACAGGCAUCUCCAUGGUCGCCUGCCUUCUGAUGGCACUGGCAGGAUUCCUGACUUUCGGCGACAAGACACUCGGCAACGUCCUCAACAACUUCCCCUCGGACAACGUCAUGGUUACCUUGGCCCGCCUGUGCUUCGGGCUCAACAUGCUGACUACCCUACCUCUCGAGGGCUUCGUUUGCCGAGAGGUCAUGUUCAACUACUUCUUCCCUGGCGAGCCAUUCAACAUGAACCUCCACCUCAUAUUCAGCUCCGCUCUCGUCGUUUCUGCCAUGGUCAUGAGUCUUCUCACUUGCGACGUCGGCAUCGUCUUCGAGCUUGUCGGCGCCACGUCCGCGUGCGCGAUGGCCUACAUCCUCCCACCACUGUGUUACAUCAAGCUGACGACUCGAUCGUGGAAGACGUACGUCGCAGCCGCCAUCGUUGUUUUUGGUAGCUUGGUUAUGGUAAUUAGUCUGAUACAAGCGGUUGGUAAAAUAAUCAGAAACGAUGGCGGACCGGCGCAAUGCAUGUAA